GUUGGUGUGAGCUGUCAAUUCUCUUGAAAUUUCAUCAAAACUUUUCAAUGUCGUUAUAAAGGCACAGAUUUUACGUAUUGAAGGCAAAGAUGAGCGCUCUCUCAAUACUGGCAGAGGAGUGUGAACUGCUAAAUGACAGCAAGUACAGGUCCUACAUAACCCAGAUUGAGAAGGCUCUGAAGAGCUUUGACAACACAAGUGAAUGGGCGGAUCUCAUCUCAGCUCUUGGAAAAUUAAAUAAGGUUCUGUUGGCUCAUGUGAAGUAUCCUGUGAUUCCGAAAAGGGUCACGAUAGGUAAGAGGUUAGCCCAAUGUUUACAUCCAGCACUUCCCAGUGGAGUUCACAUGAAAGCACUGGAAACAUACGAUAUCAUCUUCAAGUGUAUUGGCACAGACCGUCUGGCACAAGACCUUUUCAUAUACAGUGCAGGGUUGUUCCCCUUGCUUGGUCAUGCUGCCAUGAAUGUGAAGACAAUACUUUUGAUGAUCUACGAGAGACACUUUGUUACGCUGGGUAAAAGAAUAAAGCCAGGAUUAAACGGUUUGCUUUUGGGUCUCUUGCCAGGCUUAGAGGAGGGAUCAGAGUUCUAUGAUCAGACGGAUGCUUUGUUAAUGGACUUCUGUGAGUGUACAGAGCCCUCCUACUUCUACACCUGCCUGUGGGAGUGUGUGCACAGCUGUCCGUCUGUACGUCUACCUGCGAGCUCAUUCCUGCUGGCCCACUACAACCGCAAACAGAGCAUGGAGGACCAGCUUCACAUGGUUGGCCUCAACAUCACCCUUAUGGUUGAGGCACUGUGCUGUGGAGUGCAGGACGCCAGUGUGCUGGUACAGCGUAGCAUGCUUGACUUCCUUCUGGUGGCCUUUCCCCUCCACAACAGCCAGCUCAUUCACUCGGACAUGGCCAAGGUCGUGAAGGCAGCCAUCAACGUUCUCCUGCGACGGGACAUGUCCCUGAAUAGAAGGUUUUAUGCUUGGCUGCUAGGAACCAGUACCACAAUGUCAGCAGGUCAUGAGGUGAAGAGUAAAGCAGAGAAUUCAGAUCUGAAUGACAGCUCUGUGGAGUUGCGUUACUUUGAGAAGUAUUCCCAGGACUUACUGGUACAGGCCCUGAGGCAUACACUAACAGAAAGUCCAGAUAUUACUGAUGGUUCCUCUGUGAAAUCUGCUGUUCUCAAACCAUUUAGAAUCUUAAUCAGCCUGUUAGAUAAGCCCGAGAUCGGACCAGUCAUUCUGGAAAGUGUGUUGUUGUCCAUAUUUAGAUGUCUGCAUAGAGAGUUCCAACAGUCAAAGUCAGAAAAGUCUGUAAGAAGUGGCAAGUUCUCUCAAAAAGGGGAUACUAGUGCAUAUGAUGAGCUAUUAAAGACUGCUAACCUGCUGUUUGGGACAUUUGAGCCCUACUUCAUCUGGGACUAUGCAUCGCGCAUAUUUGAGCAUGCAUGUGAAGGGAGGGGCAAGGGGAAGCAUGGGGCGUCCAGACAGGGGUCAGUUAUUGAGGGCCAGGAGACAGCCACUGUGGAAGACCUAUGUGAACUGCUAGUCUUCCUGCUGGAUAGCGUGUCCUUGGAAACAUUUAGUGAGACACAGACAGAGCAUCUCCCAAACCUGCUACAUAACAUCAUCUUGUCUCUGGACCACCACUGUGGCCGCCUAGCGGACCACGACAUUAUCACCACCCUCCAGCUCUGCACCAAGAUGCUCUCCAAGGUUCAACCAACCAUGACCACUUCUUGGUCACAUGACGACCCAUGUCACCAGUCAUGUGACUUGGGGGUAGAGGUGGAGGUGAACUAUUUAGGUAGAUCAGAUAUCCCAAGUGCUGACAGUAAACCACUGGACAUUGAGGAAGCAGAACAGCUAAACAAACAUCUGAAACUAGUAGCUGGAAAAGUCGAGCCAAAACCUGCAAACAAUAAACCUGAUACUACAAAAAUUGCUGGAACGGAAAAGCCAAAAUCUGCAAACAAUAAACCUGAUACUAGAAAAAUUGAUACCAAGGACGAUAUUCCUGAUUCAGAGACAGAAAGGAAGCCAAUGAAAGCACUAACAAGAACCCAUUCAAAGCACAACAAGUCUGUUAACUUGAUGCAACAAUGUAUCAACAGUUUUCAGGAGUUCUUUCAUACUCUUGUCAGUCUAAAGCUCAUAAAAGAUAAGGAUCUCCCUACAAAACUCUUCAAAGGUGUUGUGAAGGAUGUCAUUGACUCAUCCCCAGCAUAUAAAACAGGUAUAGAUGGAGAGCAGUGUUCAGUUCCACCAGAGAAGGUCUUGUUUGUUCCGUAUGAUGAGGAGAUACUAGAGACAUUCUCUGCAGCUUGUCAAUUGUUUGUAGAGUUUGCUAGCUUCCCCAUGUAUGGCCAAGACCCUUGCUCAAGGGACAGCUCAAGUGACAAAAAUCCCAUGCCACAAUGGGUUCAAGAUUUAGUUGUGUGUAGCCUGAAUGUCGACAACUUCCAGGUCCAGAGUGCAGCCAUCUCGACCAUGCUUGACCUUGUGAUACUCACCCAGUCUGUCCAGACUGACCUCAAGACCUCCAGCGAUGUGGAUAGCAGAGAGGGUGUCAUGUCCAUUCAGAUUCUGCCCACUCUACACUUCCAACACCUCCGCUUCCUUGUGGAGUCCACACACUUCUUCUCACGAUCUGCGGAAGUGCUGUGGGGUUACCUGGGUGCGAAGACACCAGUGUGCCACCAGACAACAGUGAAGCUGUUUCAUAUCCUGCAUCAGGUGGCUCCCAGCACGUGGGUGUGUGAGGAUGUCAUUGGAAACCAGCUCUCACAUACUGAUGAGACAGUACAGAUAGAGGCAUUCAAGAGGUUCACUACUCUAUGGCACCUUACGAGGACCAGAAAAACUGAUGUCAUUCCAGGAAAACCUCAUAGGACUUUCACCAGGUCUAUGUUUGUGUUGCUGGACGCUUUGAAGGAUGAGACAAGCCCGCUGAAGGUUCUGGCCACCACCUGGCUGAGCCACGUUCUCCAGCAGGGGGACAUUAGCCGGGUCAUGGAGCCCCUCCUUCAGAUGCUUUUACACCCAGACACUGCCAGGGUGUCUGUUCAGCAUGUUAACAUUCACCAGCCUAGGAAAGUUCACCUGUCUGAAAGCAAUGAUGACACAUCUGAAGCAAACAUCUAUGCAAUAAGUAGCGAAGGAGGCAACGUCAUUUAUCAUGUGAGCACACCAAAAACCAUCGCUAAAAAGUCAUCAACAGACGAACUAAAAUCAUAUGCCCUGACUUUCCUUUGUGAGAAGGGCACACAUACUGCCCCAUCUAGGUCCAGAUCUGAGCAAGAACUCCACUUUGACAAAGUAGAUCCAAGUAACUUGAGUCUGAAGAUAAAUCCAUUUGGGUCUGAGAGCUCCAUUGAUAACUUGAUGCUUGAUUUCUUGCCAGCGGCAAGUUCAAAAGAAGGUGAAAUUUCAAGAGCUAAAAGGCUGGAUAAGGAGACUUGUUCUAGGGAGGGUAUUUCUUUCAAUGUGCAAGAUGAAAGCUCAAAAGAUGUUAGUGAGGAUGAGCAAGGGAGAGAUAGUUCAGUAACGAGUUCGGUUGAAAACAUUGCCAAAGAUAUUGUUGACAGCAUUAUUAAGACUGUUGUUCACCCAGAUGAAAAUGAGAACACAAUCUCAAACGUAAACACAAUUUUAAAAGAAGAUGUUAAACAAGAAAACACCAGGGAUAAGUGUAAAACAGAUGCUGUAAAUGAAGUUAAGAAAUCUGAAUCUGAAUCAAGGAUUGGUUCCCCAAGAAAGGUCAUCCAGAGAACAGAAAGUGUGACAUCGAGCAAUGCAGGGGACCAUGAGCUCCUGAACCGUGUACAGAAACAAAGAGUGGACUCCCCCACCCCCAGUGAGAAGGACACACCCAUGUAUCAGGAGCUGGAGAGAGACACCACCAAUAUCCAUACUCUCCACAUGCACAUUUUGCUGUAUACCCAGAAGUAUGACUAUGAAAGAACUUUGUAUGCACUGUCAACAUUGAAGGCAAUGUUAGCAGCUUGUCCCAGGAUGCUUGUCACUUCUCUUGUUACUACAAAUAUCAGCUCUUUAAAAGCACCACAGCUUGCUAAACUACAACUUUUGUUAGCUAGGCACAGAAAAUCUGUAUUUGGAAAGAGUUUCUUUGGAGAAAUACCGUCAGAAACCAUGUCUACUUACAGAAGUAGCAUGUUCAUAGAAGUUCUGAUCUCUGUGUGUCUAUACUUUGUUCGUGGUUAUUAUCCUAACUUGAUGAUGAGUAAGCUGUCAUGUGAUGAGUUGCUAGGCAACAAACAGGUGCACAUUCUGGCAGCUGAAACCUUGACCUUGAUGAUGUCUGAAGUGGCAUCCAUAAUGAAGGACUCUGGGAAGAACUUUGUCUCCUAUAUUGGUGACUUGUUUCAGAGAUGUAAAGUCCAGAAGGCCUUGCUUCACUGUGUGCUUGCUGUGAUAUACAAUGCAAGAAAGAGGAAGGAUUCUGAAGCAGGCUUUAAGUUCACUGAAGCUGUGGUGACAUUUAAUGAAGAUCAGCUGCAACCAGCUGUGAAUGAAGCUUUCCUUGUAAAACUAUUAGAUUUACUGGUUGUGAUGGUAACAGUAGAAGAGCAGAUUGGAAAAUACCAAAGUGUGAGCGAGUCUACCCCAGCAUCAGAAUGGGACAGGCUAAAAGUUAGCUACCAGCCAUCCCUAAACAAUGUCAGAUAUACCUUGGGACAUCCCAUUGUCCAGCAGGGGAUGUUUGUGUCUGGAUUGCUGAGCGCUCUGAAGCAAACACACAUGUGUCACCUGCACCGACACUGGGUUGGGUUGGUGACGGCAACUCUCCCCCGUAUGGGUCGGUACCUACCUGGAAUUGUGAUGACCGUAGUCGCCCAGCUGUGCAGAAACAUAGAGGCCCUUGCUGUUCACUACGAAACUGAUGGGAAAGGAAGCACUUCCCUAGAGAACAUUCCACCAGACCAUAUUCUCACCAUGCUAGAAGGCCUGAUGUCCCUGUGUCACUACUGCCUACUGGACAAUGUAUCCCCAGUUUCCAUUGGUCAGCAGACUCCCUCCUCUGCCAAUAACAAUGCAGCUAACGCUGCAGGCACCAACAUAUUGUCCAAUCUUUUCCAUGUCUUCAAUCCAGUGAACAGCAGGGAGACGAGCCCCCAGCGUGAGAUAGGUGUGGUAUCCCCGGUGAUGGACGCGAGAAACAACAUCCUCAGUGUGAUGCCCCGCAUCAUGGCCUGUCUCACCGCUCUCUGGCGUGCUGUCAACAUCGUGGACAAGCAUGACGAGUGGUCCACGCUUACCCUCGGAGCUCCAAAAGUUGUUCGCCAAUACAUUUUGGAAUUCAUCAGCCCCAUAUCUCUGCCCCACGGUGCUCAUCUGCUGGGGGCAAUUGCCGUUGCAUGGAAUGAUCGGCGCAAAAAGGCUCAUGGAAAACCUAGCAAGAAGUUUGGUUGUGAUGCAAGUGAGGACCAGCUACUUCUUGUGGACCUUGUGGCAGCCAUCAAGGUGCUCCCCAUGGACACUCUCAUAAACACAGUACGGGACGUCCUCUCUAACCCACCCCAUAGUGAGCUUAAUAGGAAGAAGAACUCUCCGCUGGAGGUGAACAUGUUGCAGUUUUUCUAUGCAUAUGUUGAGCGUACAUUGCCUGGCCAGCUGAGUGACUCCUGGCCGGCUCUUUGCACACUUCUUAAGGAUGCUCUACAGCUAAACCUGAAGGCACAGGGACAGUUUCUCCUGCUGCUCAUAUUCAAUGAGUUUGUCCAGAAGACGCCAGCUAUGGUUGAGAAACGUAACCAGCGUGAAGUACAGGAACUGGCCCAACGUCUGCUGGAGGGCGUGGCCAACAUCGCGGGGCUUAGUCUGGAACAGACUACAUGGCUGAGAAAGAACUAUGCUGUCAAGCCCGGGCCUCAGGUCGCUGAGGAGGGGGAGGUUGAAGAGGCAAGCUUCACGGAGGAUGACUCGGUGUUGACCCAGAAGAGAGUACCUGACCUUGACCCUACCAAGGCUAAUUCUGCAGACAGUAAAUAUAGUGUGCAGGCUCUCACCAACCUGGCGGAGAUAACGGCUCCUCUGCUGGACGUGAUCUACAGCAGCGAAGAGAAGGACAAAGUUGCCCCUUUCCUCAUUAGUCUUCUCUACAACAUCUUCCCAUACCUCAAAGCCCACAGCACAAACAAUCUGCCAAGUAUCCGAGCAGCAUCCCAGUUUGUCUCCUCAAUCAGCAGCUAUCAGUACACAAAGAAGGCGUGGCGAAGGGAGGUUUUUGAGUUGCUCCUGGACCCCAGCUUCUUCCAGAUGGACAUGGAGAGUGUCGGCUACUGGACCGCCAUAGUGGACAACCUCAUGACGCAUGAUAAGACCACAUACAAGGACCUCAUGGCUCGUGUUUCGAUGGCACAGACUGGUUCCCUGAGCCUGUUUACAAGCCGGGAGGCAGAGAUCGAUCUGAAGGCCAGCAUGCUGAAACGCCUUGCCUUUACUGUGCUGUGUAGCGAGCCAGACCAGUACCAGAAAUCCAUACCGGAAAUACAGGAGAAGCUAGCCGAGUCCCUACGUAUCCUGCAGGCACCGUCAGUGAUGGCACAGGUGUUCACAUGUUUCCGUGUCCUCAUGCUCCGAGUCUCGCCACAACACCUCACCUCCAUGUGGCCCACUAUCAUCACAGAACUGAUCCAUGUUUUUCUGCAAAUUGAACAAGAGCUGUCAACUGAGACAGAGGAAUUUAUCUCAAAUGAGCUAAACGGCUGGGUGACUUUAGGUAAAAAAAACGUGUCGAUGCCUGCCAGUGCGAGGGCGCAGGUGCAGCGUAUAGCAGCCUUGGACUCCAGCUGGGCUCACCUGGGUAAUGGUUUGAAUGCCCACAACAACCCAUCAUGGCUCCAGCUCUACCUGAGUGCCUGCAAACUGCUUGACCUCUGCCUGGCCCUUCCUGCAGACAAGGUCCCCCAGUUCCAGCUGUACCGUUGGGCAUUCAUCGGUGGGGCGGCUGCUGGGGAGGGGAAUGAGGAGAUAGAGGAAGAGGACAGUGUUGACAGCCGGGGGAGGAGGAAGGAACAGCCUCGCCGCAGGAAACAGGCACGCUUCAAUCCUCACAUCAUCAGGCUAGCCAGACUUCUUAACACCAAGCUGCAGGGUGAUGUUCCCAUGAUGAAAAUGGUUCCAGGGAGACCUCUGUUGACCAUUACUCAUCUGAGGUCACUACAGGAGCUCCAACCCUUCUUUAACACACUGUGCCUGGCCAACCAAUCAGAUAACAUUGUGUUAGCAGCCCGCCAGCUGGGAGCCAGACUUGUGAGGAACCAGACAGGUGGGCUAACCAAUGGCCAUGCAGAUACAAAUGUAGGUCAUAGUGGAGUCAACCAAUCAGAAUCAAGAGUGAAGCCUUCUGGACCAAUGGGAAAAGGCCUCCCCAAGUCAAAAUCUGUGCCAGCCUUCCCUUUGAAUCAGCUAUCUCCAGACUCAGUUACUGGCUCUGAUGUGAAAUCUACAAAACAAUACAUAGAAGAGUUGUUGUUGAGAGACUUUCUUGAACCAAUGACAUGACCAUGUACUACAAAAUCAUCCGACAUGUAGUACUACUGUAGACUACAGUCUACACAAUUAUUAGACAGGCAGUCUUACUGUUAUACAGGAUAUGAUCAUGUAAAUUUACAAUGGAAAGUAUCAUUAUAUACAACAUGACAUAGCUGUGUGUGUUUUGGAGGGGAAUCAUGUUUUACGGUAGAUUAGUUGUUUUUGAAAUGCCUAGGUGGCAUUGUCUUUCUGAUCAACAUAUAAUAUUGUUAUAAUGAUUUAUUUUGUACUGAUGAUUUAUUGUGAAAAGAAAUGAGGUGUUCUGAACUAUUUGUUUAUCAGACUGGUUUUGUUUUGAAUAUUUUGAUGUCUUGUUCUUGUGUGGGAAACAUUGAGUAUGCAUUGCCAUAAACAUUGGAAUUGGACUUAUACAUGUAUAUAUACAAAUGAAAAAUCUUGUUGAAAUUAUACCUUUGGUAUAAAAACACUUGUUAACCAGAUUUGCAUUUUAUUAUGAUAAGCUUUAAAAAUGUUUUCAAUUUGUGAAUGUUUGGUCACACUGUAUCCACAUAUAUACCUGAAUGUGCAUCUUAACAGGGUCCCUAGGGGAAUUUUCUUCAGAGCCUUGUGUUUUUAAGUGAAUGUAUAUUGACUUUCAUUCUGUGUUAUAAAAUGUGUUUCUUUACUUUUAAACUAUAGCUACCGAGAACCUCAUUAUAGUUUUAUUUGUGAUGUGUAUUUAUAACAUUGGCAGGCCUUCCAGCGUUCCUACUUUUUCCUACUUUUCCUACUUUUUCCUACUUUUUUAACAGCUUUCUACUUUUUUCUAAAAAACUCCUACUAUUCGUACUUUUUUGAAAAAAAAGUCUGCAAAAAUAUUAAAGUUUGAUCUUUGUGCUAGUUUUAUUUGCAGAAAAUGAACAAAAGAUGUCAAACUGGCUGGUUUCUGUUGUUGAAAGGUGUGGCAACAUGUUUCACUUUGACGUGCAUCAUCUUUUCACCCACACAGUUCAGCAACAGAAACCGACCAAGCAUCAUUCACUAAAAUAUUCAAUGUGGCAUAUAGAAUGGUAUGAUUUUGCAUUAAAAACAUCUCCUCUAUGUAAGUUAAUAGUUAUUAAUAAUAACAUAUACCAAAAAUAUUCCUACUUUUUUGUAAAAAAUAUUCCUACUAUUUCCUUCUUUUCUGUCAGAAAACCUCCUACUUUUUUCCUACAUUUUUGUUAGUGGCUGCUGGAAGGCGUGCAUGAUUGGUGUGGUCAGAGUUUUGUUGUUAGUUCAGUCUAUUAGACCAUUAACUGGCAAUUGAAGGUAGUCAAUUUUGUUUCAAUCACAUGUUGUUCUUUUGUUAUUCACUUUCAUUUAAAUGGCAUCUUCUUUCUACUGUUUACAAAUGAACUUAGCAAAAGGUGCUUGUCAGUCAAAAAUAACAAGUUAACUUUCAAAUUUUGCCCCUAUGACGAUGUCGUGAUAUAUCGCCUUAACUAGAACUAUCACACUUUAUUUAUCAAAGGGGUUUAAAGUCGCGUUUGAUGUCAGCGCAGCGCAUUGGCAUUCGUAAUUAUGCAAGUUGUUGCCUGUCGAUCACAUUGGUAGCACACCAAAAUAUCUCAAGAUUUUUGUUCAAAUGCAGUCCUGAAGAUGAAAUAUUGAGCAGUUCUGUCAUGUGACACGUGACACCUAUUUCUGCCGGCGAUUUAAAUCUUUCACCAGAAGCCUGGAGAUAGGGGGGACUUGGCACUGCAACAAUGCUUUAAAACCUUAAAAUGCUAAAUUCAUUUGAAAACAGUAGUAGCGUCAGUUGACCGGGCAAUCAGCUACGCCAGUGUGAAUCUGUGCACGUAUAUAGUACUAUAUACCAUGUCUGCUAGUGUAGUUGGCUUUGGACAGGGUGAUAUAUAAUCAGGCCAAAUGUUUAUGUUGAUACAAAUUAUUGUUUGUGUACUGAAGUUUAUUAUAUUAAAUUAUUAAUGAUUGUUAUUUACUUCAACCAUUGGACAAUGGCGAUAAAUAAAGGAUA
Messenger RNA from Mya arenaria, 9507 nucleotides. RefSeq names its product protein dopey-1-like. The coding region runs from base 90 to 7517 and encodes 2475 amino acids. Gene Ontology annotation, cellular component: trans-Golgi network; endosome. The transcript has 31 exons. The record is from RefSeq and is a predicted model, not a curated record. Lineage: Eukaryota; Metazoa; Mollusca; Bivalvia; Myida; Myidae. Gene Ontology annotation, biological process: Golgi to endosome transport.